This is a messenger RNA of Debaryomyces hansenii CBS767, 1077 nucleotides long. RefSeq lists its product as uncharacterized. Lineage: Eukaryota; Fungi; Ascomycota; Pichiomycetes; Serinales; Debaryomycetaceae. Gene Ontology annotation, cellular component: nucleus. The transcript has a single exon. The record is from RefSeq and is a predicted model, not a curated record. Bases 1 to 1077 code for a protein of 358 amino acids. Gene Ontology annotation, biological process: regulation of cell cycle.
AUGGCCAAGGAUAGAUUAGAUCUAAAGAAUUUAAUUCAGUCUUUUAAAGAAGCUUUACAAUAUUGGCUGGUAUGUCUUGAGAGCUCUAAUACUUCGCUCUCAGAAAUAAAGGCUGCAGAAGUUACAAAUCCAUUAGAAGAGUUAGACAAAUUAGCAAAGCUAAUUAGAGCUCAUACGACAAAGGUUGGGAUUGUGUUCAAACCUGAAACUCUUAUAAAGUCAACUGAUGCAGCAUUUAAUACAUUGCAGAAAUUAUCUGAAAGUUUGGUAUUAAUAAUUUCACUUGUAAGCCAGUUGAAAAGUAAAAUAAUAUCGGACAUGUUUUAUAAAGAGAUCUUGAACAGUGUUAGAUUGCUUAUAGAAUCGAACAGCCAAUUUGCAGAUGAAUUGACGACCAUGGAAUUAGAUACUAGUGAAGGAUCUGAAACUCAAGCUCCAGCGUCCCACAGCGAAAAUGGAAUCGAUGGAAGAUUAGUUUCGGUAGGGAAGAUAUGGUCAAAUUGUGAUGCAUUAUCCAAGUUGGUUAAGGACGGAGAACUAGGUGUAUUGUCUAAAAAAAUAAAACAAAGCAUAAUUUUGAUAGAAGAUGGAUUAGAUGAGUUCGAAGAAUGGGCGGAAAACCCUGACGAUUUUGAUAUGGAUGAUGAUCCAUUUGGCUUUAGUGAUGAUGAAAGUGAAGAGGAAGAUGCACCUCCAACAAAUGAAAUCCCGGAAAAAGAAAAUGGAAACAAAGAAGGAAAGGAAAAUUUAAUUGAGUUUUCACAAUUGUGGUUAUCUAAAAUUAAGCUAAUCAAACUAUUAUUAACAUCAGUAACUAGAUCAUUACCUUCUGUUACGUCUGGCGAUAUAAUUAAUAAUAUAAACGAUGUUCAGCGUCUGCUUGUUAAUAAAAUAGAUACGCUUAUUGUCGAUUUGAUGAUGAGCAAAGAGGUUGAUGAAGAGAGUGUACUGAACUCGCAGGAUAUUACUAAGAUAUGUUACAAACUAAUUAAAAUUGUCAAAGAUGUUAAUAAAUCAAAUGACAAUAAAAUUAAGUGGUGUGUUGCUUGGGACUCUAAGUUCAAGGAAGGUUUAUAA